AUGACAGUGAACGAGAAAAUGAACUCCAGCCAGUACCCCUAUGAAGCGUGUUUAAUUCCCGCCCUUGAUGAAAAACUCCAACACCAGAUCCGAGACAUUAGCAACUACGUCGUUCUUCCACUGGAUAUGAUUAUGGCUGCCACGUCACUUAUUCUAAACACGGUUAUCUGCAUGACUGUCAUAGGCACUAGAUCUCUUCGACAUCCCUCAUUGCUAUUAUUGUGCAGCUUAGCAGUUACUGAUUUGCUAUGGGCUCUCGCUACUCUUAUUUAUUACACGUUUGUUCUACGUGAUCCGUAUAUGUGCCCUGAGAACGGUGAAGAAGUUGUACUUGUUGGUAACUUUUUUUUCCUGGCCACCUUAAGCAACUUAACUACGAUUAGCAGAGACCGUUAUCUGGCAAUAAGCAAGCCACUUUGGUAUCGUGCUUACUCGAGCACAUCACGCGUCGUCAAAGUUAUAAUUUUUAACUGGCUUUUAAGCGCGCUGAUGCCUGUUCUUCUUUACUGGUUCAAACUUAAGAACAUGUCUCUUGUCAUCUACUUUGAGGGUGCAUUUUAUCUGCUAUUUACAGUCUUGGUUUUGGCAAUUGUUUACAAUUAUGUCGGUUCCCUACUCGUAAGCAGGAGAUAUGCUAGAAACAUACAGAUGUCAAUUGGACAAAUUGGUACUGUGGUAAACAGAGAAAAGAAAAUAACCCGUAUGAUCUCGGUGAUUAUUUUGUGUUUUUUCUUCUCCUUCCUACCAGGAUUUCUAACUCCUUUAUUACUGAUUGCUUUGGAGAUGCUAUCUGAGGGCCUUGUACGUUUUUCAGGUUUGUUGUUUACGCUCAAUGGCCUGCUUAAUCCAUUGAUCAACUUUGCCGGUAACAAAGAUAUUCGAAGAGCAAUCCGUGUCAAGUUCAUGUGUCGUCGUCAACGUGUUCAUCCAUCGACUCAAGGUUAA
This is a messenger RNA of Pocillopora verrucosa, 945 nucleotides long. Its product is annotated as adrenocorticotropic hormone receptor-like. Gene Ontology annotation, biological process: G protein-coupled receptor signaling pathway. Gene Ontology annotation, molecular function: G protein-coupled receptor activity. The record is from RefSeq and is a predicted model, not a curated record. Lineage: Eukaryota; Metazoa; Cnidaria; Anthozoa; Scleractinia; Pocilloporidae. Gene Ontology annotation, cellular component: membrane.